AUGAAAACUAGCGGGAAGACAUCGCGGAGAGUCGGACUACGAGGAGAAGGAGAUCUGCAUAAGCUCCGAGCUGCCAUUUCGGAGCGAGGCCCGGACCUAGGCCACACCACGUGGCGUUGCUUCGCGGCGGCGGCCUCUUACUUGCCCCAGUUGAAGACCAAGCUGCUAGACACCAUGGUGCCGUAUGCGCUUGCUUUGAGCUCCGACGUCCCGCAAAACCUCGACUCGCGCCAGUUGGAUAAGAUCCAAGGCACCGUGGGCCUGUACAGCACCCUCGCCGUGAUCGGCUACAACUCGGCAAUCGACGCCGCGUUUACCGAAUCCAUGGCCAUCCUCGCCACCGAGGCCAAUAUCCUCCAAUAUCCCUACCCGCCGCACAACGCGCCCCUCGCGCACCUCUUUUCCACGCAAGUAGGCUUCUGCUUCGCCGCCGGCGCCCUGCUCCACGGCGUGCGCGCGAACCUCGACGAGCUGGCGUCCUGCGCCCUCAGCUGCCUCGACGACAACUCGGGCUUCGUGCCGACGGAGCACCGCACCUGGCAGGCCUAUCAAGCAGCGGCCCUAACCUCCAUCGGCGUCUUCGUGUGGAUCGUGGACCGCGAAGACGACGGGUCCCGCCUCGCGACGCCCUCGCCGCGCAACAUCCCCUUUCUCGACCGCGCUGUUGCUGCUGCCGCGCCGACUCCGCAGCGCCCCGCCGCUAUCUACCCCUCCCGCCUCCCGGGCGACGACGGGGACGGCCACAUCCGGCUAGAAGGUAGGGGCGCGAGCGACGCCGAGGGCCCCGUUGUGCUGGUGGGCGAUAUGGACAAGAGGACGGGCCAGUUCCGGCUCGUGCGGCAGCCGAGAGAGGCGUCGCCCGCCACGCUGCACUGGCUUCGCGGGUCCACCGACCUCGGCACCCUCACCCUCGGCUUCGACGCCUACCAGACCUUCAUCGGCCCAGGCGUCGACCCGGCCGCCGCGCGCCACGACUGCCUCAUCCGCGUCGAGCUCGACAACGCGGCGCCGUCUCGAGGUCGGGGUCGGGGCGGCCGCGGCCGUGGCCGUCGGGGCGAUGACGUCGUCGCCGAAGUCACCGUCCACGGCUUCGCCCAAUUCGAGGCCGGGCUCGGCGGCGUCUUCACGACCCAGUACCAAUUUCCGCGCGGCCGCGGCGCCGGCGCCGGCGGCAGGUCGAUCCGGGGCAUCUCGACCCGCAACGACGUCCCCGCCAACAGCGACCUCGCGGCCGGUCUAGUCUACACCAAGACGGACACCGUGCCCCUCGCGCAGGGCGCCGCCGGGCGUUGCGGCCGGAGACAGACUCUCCUGAUCCGCACGUCUGUCCGGGUCUUCGCCUCCGCCGCCGCCGCCGGCGGUGCCGGUAGCGGCACGCUGACCGUGGAUGAUUUGACCAUUUCUCUCAAGAGGCGAGGGUCGAGGGUGGGGUCGCAAGCACUAGCCGCUGUCGAGCAAGAGACGGAGGUCGCAGCUGAUGAGGUCGUUCUGGAGCUCGGCGCCACAGGCGCGCUAGAAUGA
Parascedosporium putredinis is the source of this 1521-nucleotide messenger RNA. NCBI's taxonomy places the organism in Eukaryota, Fungi, Ascomycota, Sordariomycetes, Microascales, Microascaceae. The record is from the annotation of a GenBank genome assembly.